Nelumbo nucifera (sacred lotus) is the source of this 1734-nucleotide messenger RNA. RefSeq names its product serine carboxypeptidase-like 40. The record is from RefSeq and is a predicted model, not a curated record. Gene Ontology annotation, molecular function: serine-type carboxypeptidase activity. Gene Ontology annotation, cellular component: vacuole. Gene Ontology annotation, biological process: proteolysis. NCBI's taxonomy places the organism in Eukaryota, Viridiplantae, Streptophyta, Magnoliopsida, Proteales, Nelumbonaceae.
AUAUAUAAAUAGUUGUCUUCUGUGAUGAAACUUGUCUCAUAUUGAAGCUUGAGAGAAGAGAAUAGCAGAUGAAGAAGGUUGAUCUUGUUAUUUGCUUUCUUCUCUCUCUCUCAUGCUAUGUUGCUCAAAGCCAUGGAAGGCAAGCAGAUGCUCUUGCCCGUCUCUAUCAGGCGAAGCUUCAGAACAAAGCUGGAAUCGACCUGACCAGUAGUUAUGAAAUGAAGAUGACCCAAAUCAUAAAUGAAGCUGAAGUCCUUCCACAGGAAGGAUUGAAGGAGAAGGAUAUGAUCGAGAGGUUGCCCGGACAGCCUCCUGUUGGGUUCAAGCAGUAUGGAGGUUAUGUCACGGUCGAUGAAUCAGCUGGUCGGGCUCUUUUCUAUUACUUUGUUGAAGCUCAGGAUCCCAAAUCUAAACCUCUACUUCUUUGGCUUAAUGGAGGUCCCGGGUGUUCUUCACUUGGGUAUGGAGCAAUGGAGGAGCUUGGUCCAUUCAGAGUUCACAGUGAUGGCAAAACACUCUACGAAAAUCGAUAUUCAUGGAAUAGAGUGGUCAAUGUUUUGUUCUUGGAGUCUCCUGCUGGUGUAGGCUUUUCUUACUCAAACAGGACAUCUGAUUAUGCUACAAGAGGAGAUCAAAGUACAGCUGAAGAUAACUAUGUCUUCUUGGUAAAUUGGUUAGAGAGAUUUCCUGAGUACAAGACUAGAGAUUUCUAUAUAGCUGGAGAGAGCUAUGCCGGCCAUUAUGUUCCCCAAUUUGCUCAUACCAUUCUUCAGCAUAAUAAGAUUGAGCAGAACAACAUCAUCAAUCUCAAAGGGAUCAUGAUUGGCAAUGCAGUGAUCAAUGACGAAACUGACCAGAAGGGCAUGUAUGAUUAUGCUUGGACCCAUGCUCUGUCUUCAGAUGAAACCAACAUAGCAAUCAACAAAUACUGCAAUUUCAGUGAGAGUGAGCUUGAAUGGAGUGACGAAUGCAUUAACAGUACUAAUGAAGCUUUUAUGAAUGAGGUCUUAAUAGAUAUCUACAACAUCUAUGGCUCCCAGUGCUUCUCCUCCAACCUGACAGAGAAACCCAAAAAGGCCUCGCUCAUGAACUUCGAUCCAUGCAGCGAUAAUUAUGUCGUUGCUUACUUAAACCAGCCAGAUGUCCAAGAAGCUCUUCAUGCCAAUAUCACCAAGCUCAAAUAUGAUUGGCAACCCUGCAGCGAUGUACUCACUAAAUGGAAUGACAGUCCAUCAACAGUUGUUUACCUUCUACAGGAGUUUAUGGAUAAUGGAAUUCGCGUUUUGGUGUUCAGUGGCGACGUAGAUGGUAGAGUUCCUGUAACUUCAACCAGAUAUUCUCUGAAUAAGCUUCAACUUCAAGUAAAUACGUCAUGGUAUCCUUGGUACACAAAACGUGAGGUUGGUGGAUACACUGUUGUGUACAAGGGUGGCUUAACGUUCGCUACAGUGAGAGGAGCAGGUCACGAGGUCCCAAGCUACCAGCCACUGAGAGCACUUACACUUGUUAACUACUUCCUUCAUGGAAAGCCCCUCCCCCGCAAUGCCUGAAGCACCUUAUAGAAAGCAAAGAAGCCAAAACUACCCAAAUAUUAUUUGAAAUCAUGAAUAUAUUAUUUGUAGUGUCCUCAAUUAUACUUCUGCCAUUUAAUCAAUGUUAUCUCAGCAGAGGUCGGAUGGUUAGACCGUCCAGUCAGUCCAGUUCAACCAUUACCAAUUCAUCCAGAAUUUUCCA